AUGAAUCAUAGAGAAGGAUGGACUUAUUAUGAAAAAACUUCACAAGUUUUAUACAUUUUAUGCACUUUUCUUUAUUUAAUGUUUAAAGGGCGCAUACAAUCGCUUAAUUUUACAACUUCCAGAUUCUCGAGUGUAAUUUUCCGUGGUUAUAGUUCAUACAGGAAAAUCCAGUUCAGAUACAAGACUACUAGUUUAGAAUUAGUAAGGUUGCAACAUACAAGAAAAAUGUCUACCGAAAAUAUCACUAGCCAGUUGCAAAAAUUAUCCGUUAAAGAGCCCAAAGUUAUGGAGGGUUCCCACCCAGAUGUCAAUGUUGUUGAUUUGAUGAGAAAUUAUAUCUCCGAAGAAUUGAGCAAGAUUUCUGGUGUCGAUGAGGCUUUGAUCUUUCCAGCUUUGGAAUGGACCAAUACCUUGGAAAGAGGUGAUUUAUUGAUCCCUGUACCAAGAUUAAGAAUCAAAGGUGCUAAUCCAAAGGAAUUAGCUUUUAAAUGGGCUGAAGAUUUCCCAUGCGGAGAUUUCCUUGAUAGAGUGGAAGCAAAUGGCCCAUUCUUACAGUUUUUCUUCAAGCCACAAUUCUUAUUCAAGGUUGUUGUCCCAGAUGUCUUGGCCAGAAAGGAUGAUUUUGGUUCUUGCAAAUUAGUUGACAACAAGAGAGUUAUUGUUGAGUUUUCUUCACCAAAUAUUGCUAAGCCCUUCCAUGCAGGUCAUUUGAGAUCCACUAUCAUUGGUGGGUUCCUUUCCAAUCUUUAUGAAAAGUUGGGGUGGGAAGUUAUUAGAAUGAAUUAUUUGGGUGAUUGGGGUAAGCAAUUCGGUCUACUAGCUGUCGGUUUCGAAAGAUAUGGUAGUGAAGAAGCCCUAGCUAAGGAUCCAAUCCACCAUUUAUUCGAAGUGUAUGUUAAAAUUAAUAAGGAUAUUGAAGAAGAAGGUGAUUCCUUGCCAAUGGAAGAAUCCACCAACGGUAAAGCUCGUGAGUAUUUCAAGAGAAUGGAAGAUGGUGAUGAAGAAGCUUUGAAAAUAUGGAAGAGAUUCCGUGAAUUGUCCAUUGAGAAGUACAUUGACACAUAUGCUCGUUUGAACAUUAAAUACGAUGUUUACUCAGGUGAAUCUCAAGUUUCCAAGGAAUCCAUGAACAAGGCUUUGGAAAUUUUUAAAGAGAAGGGAUUGACUCAUGAAGAUAAAGGUGCCGUUCUAAUUGAUUUGACCAAAUUCCAAAAGAAACUAGGUAAAGUUAUUGUUCAAAAGUCCGAUGGUACUACCUUAUAUUUGACUAGAGAUGUCGGUGCUGCCAUGGAUCGUUACGAAAAGUACCAUUUCGAUAAAAUGAUCUAUGUUAUUGCCUCUCAACAAGAUUUACAUACUGCUCAAUUUUUCGAAAUCUUGAAGCAAAUGGGUUUCGAAUGGGCAAAUAGAUUACAACAUGUCAAUUUCGGUAUGGUCCAAGGUAUGUCCACCAGAAAGGGUACUGUUGUUUUCUUAGAUAACAUCCUUGAAGAAACUAAGGAAAAGAUGCAUGAAGUUAUGAAGAAGAAUGAAGUUAAAUACUCUCAAAUUGAAAAGCCUGAAGAAGUUGCCGAUUUGGUUGGUAUCUCUGCAGUGAUGAUUCAAGAUAUGCAAUCCAAGCGUAUUAACAAUUACGAAUUUAAAUGGGAAAGAAUGCUUUCCUUUGAAGGUGACACUGGUCCAUACUUACAAUACGCUCAUUCUAGAUUAAGAUCUGUGGAAAGAAAUGCCACUGAUAUUACUCCAGAAAAGAUGCAAAAUGCUGACUUCUCAGUCUUGACUGAACCAGCUGCUAUCUUACUAGUUAGAUUAUUGGGUCAAUAUCCAGAUGUAUUGAGAAAUGCUAUAAAGACCCACGAACCAACAACUGUGGUUACUUAUCUAUUCAAAUUGACCCAUCAAGUUUCUUCUUGUUACGAUGUCUUAUGGGUUGCUGGUCAAACAGAAGAAUUGGCUACUGCUCGUCUAGCUCUAUAUGCUGCUGCAAGACAAGUCUUGUACAACGGUAUGUGUCUAUUAGGGUUGACACCUGUUGAUAGAAUGUAA
Molecule: messenger RNA, 2046 nt
Organism: Naumovozyma castellii
Lineage: Eukaryota; Fungi; Ascomycota; Saccharomycetes; Saccharomycetales; Saccharomycetaceae
Gene: MSR1
Product: arginine--tRNA ligase MSR1
Exons: 1
Coding region: 1-2046 (681 amino acids)
Source: RefSeq, a predicted model, not a curated record